GUUAUAUUUUCAAAGAAAUCACACACUUACUGUUUGAUAAUCAGGCCAUAUGUGUCUGUCAGACUCCAACAAUUAGCUGGGCAGUUUUUAGAUUUCCAUCUGAAACAUAAAAUAGGCUAACAGCGAAAAUGCGGAGGAAAGACACCGUCAAAACAGCCUCACCCAAGGGCGCCACCGAAAAUGCUAAUAGACACAGUAACGUUAAAGCAAGAGAAAAUACACCGUCAAAGGUGACCAAGCUAACAAGGAGACCUUACAAAACUCUGACCGGGUUAGGCCUCGGAAAAGCUGGAGUAAAGCGUUUGGGCCGGCUGUUGAAACGGGCCAUCCAGGACCAAGUGGAGUCCACCGGGAGGGGGAAAGCCUCUUUGCCAAAGACUCCUUUUCGCCUUUUCAAGUAUCAGAUUCAAACUAAGAUCGACAAUGCACCCAAGACAAACAGUGCAAAGCCGACCCCAGCCGAUGUGCGCCACCUCAUCCUCAAUGUGGUUUCCCAGUGCAGACACCGAGGUGGUAUCUCCAUGGCGGAGCUUAAGCAGGCGCUGGCCGCUGGAGGCUAUGAUGUUACCAAGAACAACAGGCGGGUGAACGCAGUGACUCAAAGGCUGGUUAACAAUGACACACUUAUACGGACUACUAGGAGUGUCACAUUCAGACUCAACAAUAAGAAAAAUCAGAAACAGCCUGAAACAAAGCAAGUGAGGACAAGCACUGUGAAAUCUCCAAAACCAAAAGGAGAUCCUGAGCAGAGAAAAAACACCAGCAGAUCUCCCAAAGGAGCAGAAAAGUCACAGAGACCAGCCAGAAAGAGUACCCAACCAAAAGGCAAGAUCAGCCGAACAACCAAAUUACACAAACGAACAGGAGAGACUCUCAAACCAGCAGCCACAUCGCACAAACCACAAGGCAAGACCCGUAAACCAGCAGCCAAAUCACACAAACAAAUAGGAGAGACCCUCAAACCAGCAGUCACAUCGCACAAACCAGACGGCAAAACUCAUAAACCAGCAGCCAAAUCCCACAAACCAAGAAAGAAGACACCCAAAGCAAAAGGAAAAUCGCCGAAGCCAGCAGGGAAUAAACGCAGAUCUGCAACGAGCCAAGCAGCACAGGUUCGCAAGGCACCAAGGAAGGCUCACAGGGCCCGGAGACGUUGACCAAAGCAAACCCGACAUCCAUAUAAAUUUUCCCAGAAAAGACAGCCACCCAGACGGAGCCAGCGUCGGGUUGCCAGGAGAAGAGCUUACUACUAUUAGCAUUUAGAGUAGUACAUGGUGAGCUUAAUAAACUCAAACCUUUGCAGCAACUGGAUAUUGUAUAUUCUCUUUUGAUGCAUCAGCUGAGUUGAAAAUGGGUUUUCUGAUGACUUAUUUUCAUUUUACACUUUGGAUCCAUGUUCCCAGGGAAAUAAUGUACCUUGCAAAAAAGUAGGCUCAUCUCAUAGUAUUUAGUCUCCACUGUGUAUUUCACUCUUCUAAGUCUAUAUGAAAGAAAACCACUCUUCAUUUUUUGAG
Epinephelus lanceolatus (giant grouper) is the source of this 1514-nucleotide messenger RNA. RefSeq lists its product as uncharacterized. NCBI's taxonomy places the organism in Eukaryota, Metazoa, Chordata, Actinopteri, Perciformes, Serranidae. Gene Ontology annotation, biological process: nucleosome assembly. The record is from RefSeq and is a predicted model, not a curated record. Gene Ontology annotation, molecular function: DNA binding. Gene Ontology annotation, cellular component: nucleosome.